UCCAAAACCCUAAAGGCUAAAGACAUAAAUCGCACCCGCUCCCUCGCUCCCUUCCUGUGUGUCGUUUUCUUUACUUACAGUCUUUCCCUCUAAAUUGUGGGCGUACAACCAUGGCGACGCCUUCGUUGGACGAAGAUACGGCGAAGAAAGUUCUCCGACAGGUUGAGUUCUACUUCAGCGAUAGCAAUCUCCCAAGGGACAAUUUUCUCAAGAAAUCCAUCAGUGAAAGCGAUGAUGGAAUGGUGGAUUUGGCUUUGAUAUGUUCUUUUACUCGGAUGAGAAAUCAUCUCAAUUUGGGGAACGUGAAGCCCAAUGAGGUCCCAGAAGAUACCGUUAAAGCUGUUGCCGAGACCCUUACGAAAUCUACUUCUCUAAAGGUUUCUGAAGAUGGGAGAAAGAUUGGUAGAACUACUGAACUCCCAAAGCCAGAAGACGUAAUCGAGCAACUAGACAUAAGAACAAUAGCUGCAUCGCCGUUAGAGUAUGGUGUGACCCAAGAAGAUUUGGAGAUUUUCUUUGGUCAAUUUGCCAAGGUUAAUAGUGUGAGGCUGCCCCGUCACAUUGGUGACAAAAGGUUCUUUUGCGGUACUGCUUUGAUUGAGUUUUCUACAGAGGAGGAUGCUGAAAAGGUUUCGAAGCAAGGCUUGGUUUAUGCGGGUGUUGCUUUAGAACUAAAACCAAAGAGGGAUUUUGACAUAGAGAGAGCAAGAGAAACAGAGGAACAUGAGAAGGCUCUUUCUCUCAGGGGUCCAAAUUAUAAGAAUAACUCAAAUGCAGAGUCAAACUACCCUAAAGGCUUAAUUAUUUCAUUUACACUAAAGAGCAAGUCAGAUGGAGGUUCCACAGGACAAAAUGGUACUAAUGUCACAGCCAAUGACUGCGAAACUGUUUGCAAAACAGGUGGGGUAUUAGAUUCGUCAGAAAAUGCAAAUGGAGAAACUGAAAAGGUGGUGGUAGAAAAUGUUAAUAAAGAUGGACAAAUGCCUGGAGAGAGUAUUGAGAUGGGCGAUGAAGAAAAGGUUGACGAGGAUAAUGGUUUGGGGAGUGAAGAAAAUGAAAAUGAAGACAAAGAGAAGUCUCCCAAAGGUCCCACUGAAAUAGGUUGCGAGAAAGAACAGAGAGUUAAUGCUGCUGCCUACAAGGACGACAUGAAUGUUGUUUUGCGUGAGGAUCUGAAAGUUGUCUUUCAACAGUUUGGCACAGUCAAGUACAUUGAUUUCAAGCUUGGAGCAGAUUCGGGAUACAUUCGGUUUGAAGAACCUGAAGCAGCCCAGAAAGCUCGUGCUGCUGCUGUCCUUUCUGAACAAGAGGGUCUCCUCGUUAAGAAUUACAUUGCCAUUCUAGAACCACUCACUGGUGAGGUUGAGAGGGAGUACUGGAGCGUUCUCCGUGGUAGUCAGGAAAAGCACAGGGAAAUCAAGGGACACCGAGGAAGGGGAGGAAAAUACAAUAGAGGUGGGAGACAUGGUCGCUACAGGGAAAAUGAUACCGCAACUGGUCGCCCAAAUAAAGCCCAGAAAGUCGGAGCCGCAUGAGCUAUUUUUGAAGCUUCAAUCAGUUAUGGGGAUCAUUUUUCCAGGACACCUGUAGACUUCUGGGGAAGAAGAAGUCCUCUCCUUGCUUCUCGAUCCCCCGGUGUCUCAUCUUUUCUAGUUUAUGCAACUUCUUCAUAAUCUAUAGUAAUGUAUUUUGCUCCCUCCCGUUCAAUGUAACUCGACUAAUUUAACUUGUCUCUGAAGAUAAGUUUGCCUUUGUGACCCCGUGAUGUCAAACUUGUGCUUCACAAAUUUUGCUAGUUGCUUUAAUUUAUUACUAUUCUUUGAGU
This is a messenger RNA of Juglans microcarpa x Juglans regia, 1825 nucleotides long. RefSeq names its product la protein 1. The coding region runs from base 111 to 1535 and encodes 474 amino acids. The transcript has 10 exons. Gene Ontology annotation, cellular component: nucleus. The record is from RefSeq and is a predicted model, not a curated record. Lineage: Eukaryota; Viridiplantae; Streptophyta; Magnoliopsida; Fagales; Juglandaceae. Gene Ontology annotation, biological process: RNA processing. Gene Ontology annotation, molecular function: mRNA binding.